UGAAAACGUAGUAAGCGCAUCAAAGCUUUUUCCUAGUUUUACAUACUAGAUCGAAAAGUACAUUCCCUCAAUGAAUAACCGCAAAUCUCAACCACGACGAGAAUCAAGGCAAAACAAAAAUGGGCAACAACGUGUGUUGUCAAAAUGUGUGCUCAAGGGACGCUGCAGAGGCAACCGAGCAAAACGUUGACACCAUUGGGACGAUUGCGGUGCGGAUAAAAGAGAUUGAAGCGGGGUUGGAGUUAUGAUGUUCUGUUAUACAACAUUUGCUUUUGCAAUUCAUCUACUUCCAGUUCCAGUCAAGAGAGAAAAUCAGUCACUCUCAAACUCAAUUGGCUGAACUCUAACCCCUGCAGACAGAUUCGAGUACACUAAGUAUGUGAAAGAGCUCGAUGCGGCGACGCCGUCUUCUCCCUCAAGCAGGAUGCAUGCUGGAGAUCUGAAGCAUACAGCGAAGAGGAAUCCGAAUGGGACCAUGUAUGAAGGGUAUUGAUAAAUUUUUUACCGUCGUAAAUAGCUUUAAAUGAGUAGUAAAUUCUGUGCAGAAAAUGAAAAGACAUGCUUCUUCAGAAUAACAAACGAACACAAAUUGAUGGAGACUUUUCUCCCCUACUGGUGCAGCUUUUUGUUUACGAUUUCAUUCUACGUGAGCAGCUCGUCUGAGUAAGUACAAAUUCCCCAAUGAUGAAAAUCAGCAUGCUAGUGGUACUAUGAAGAUAGUACUAAUACUACUACGGAUGAAGAUGAUAGGGAAGAAUAGCACGGUGAGUGGAAGAUAUUGGCUGCAACUCUUCAGCUAAAGAUCGUGGUCGCCAACAUAGUGGUGGUCAUGUACGAACCAUGGGUUCAUCGGUGCUAUUUGACUACAGAUCUGGCCCUGAAUUGUUAUCAGUAUUAGUCUCUACGGGCACUACGGACAGUGUCAUCAGAGGCCCAUACAUGACAAUAACCUUCUCCAGAGGAUGGACUACAGGAGGACUCGUAUAGUAAGAGACAGAAUCCCAUGUCCCCAUGAUGUCUUUGUCAUCAGGCAAGUGCGAGACGGCGUGAAACAGGGACACGGCAGAUACAAGUAUGUAGAGCCACCAGGAAGUUACGAGGGACAGUGGGCAGACAACCGAGCGCAUGGUCUAGGCCAUUUCAAGGAUGCAGCUGGAGAAUACAAGGGAUACUGGAUUUAUGCACGGCAAAACUGUUUGGAGUUUUCAGUUUGUACAUCAACUGAGUCUGAGUGACAUCCUAAGCGCAAUCUAUGCUAUGGUCUAUCACCUUUCAGUAUGUACUUAGUUUGUGUGAUACCUGGAGAUAUCACAGGAAAUCUUUUUGUCCUUCAUCCCCCGUCCGGAGAAAAGCACGGCUUAGGAAUGGAGAUAUGGUUUGACGACAGUACGAUCUUCCGAGGCAUGUACGUCAGUGGGGUGAAGCAAGGGGACGGGAUAUAUCAAUGGAGCGAUGGAUCCGCUUAUGAAGGGCAGUUAAGAGAUAAUGUGGUAUUGAUGUUGAUAGAUAUAAAUUUCCAUUUUCUACCUACUGGAAGAACGAUUUGAGUCUUUCUCCCGUUCUGUGGCUUGUCUAGCUCUUCCCGCGCCCUCGUCCUUAGACUGUUCCACCCUCCUCAUCCACUACACAUGACCCGAAACUACAUCCAGAUCACCACCCGAAACUACAACAUGUUCCACUCAUGACCCCAAACAUCCAGAUCUGCGGUCACGGGCGACUCACGGAUGAAGAAGGUGUUUACGUCGGAGAAUUCGUCGACAACGCUCAACACGGCUACGGCAGAUGGGAUUAUGCGAAUGGGGACUUCUACGAAGGUCAAUUCCAAGACUCUUUGCGGCAUGGUGACGGCACUCUAUCCUGGACGCAGGAGAACAAGCAGUAUAGAGGCCAAUGGCGAAACGGUGUCCCACAUGGCAAAGGGUUGGUUACUGUUCGAGGCGUCGUCAAAAAUGCCUACUAUCUAAACGGAAAAACAUGUACGAGGGAAGCUUUUGAAAAAUCCUCGACAGUGGUGCCUGGGGCUUAGGUCAGAGGGACAUUGUGAUUGUUAUUGUCAAAGACACAAACUCAAACAUAAACAUUUUUUAAGCUUUUUGCUUAAAUACACCUGCUGAUUUGGUUCUUGAUCAACAUACUAUUGAACAAGAAGAUCAUGUCCACGCUGACGUUUGAACACAAGGCCCAUGUACCUUUGUAGUUCUUGAAUGAUAGAAGAAUGCUGGACGCAACGCGACUAC
Messenger RNA from Amoebophrya sp. A25, 2237 nucleotides. The record is from the annotation of a GenBank genome assembly. Lineage: Eukaryota; Dinophyceae; Syndiniales; Amoebophryaceae.